AUGUUGACAAAAUAGUCUCGUUUUAAAGAAUACUGGCGGAAGAUCGUAGAUUCAAAGAGGCAUGGAUUUUAUGGAGAAGCAAUGAUUUUGUAAAUUUUCCCCCUCUUUUUAAAUUAUUCUAGAUACCAUAUCACCAGAUUUUAUUCUGCCACCAUGCCAACGAUCAUCCUUCUGGAUGGCUCAUUAUCAAUGAGCCGUCCUGUGAACCUGCCUGAGUUUACAGAAGAAGUACAGAGGAGACAUCUAGCUAUACAAGGAAUUAAUACUUUACUGGAUUAUAUGGGAACCAAUUGUAAAUUAGAAUUUACAUCUCUUGUAGUGUUUUCUUAUUUAUGGGAACAACUGGUGCCAUUUACACGGGAUGUUGAACAAAUACGAAUGGUUCUAAAUAAAGUGGAUGAAUACAGUAAAACCUGCAUUGAAACAGCAUUGAGUGGAGUGAAUUCAAUCAUAACCGAAGAGUGGAGCAUAUUUGCUACAUCUCAGGUUCUGUUAAUCACCGAUGGUUGUUCUGGCGUUGGUCCCGGUUCUUUGUCUUAUUCAUUACAAAAGUAUCACAAAAGAGAAUCAAAGAACAACAGUGAGAAAGGGAGCUUCCCGUUACCUUUCAACACAAGAUGCAAACUGUAUGUGAUGUGCAUUGCACCCCCAUCAGAUCCUAACCUCCGGGUUUCUCUGCCGCUCUUUCAAAAGCUGAUUGACAUCAAUGGUUAUGGCGGAGACAUUUACACCCCGGAUGCUGCCCUUUCUACAAAAUCUGUCCAGCAGAUGUUCCAGAGAUUUGCCGAUGACAUCUUCUCUCCCUAUGUUAUGACAUUGACCUGUGGUCAGCUAAAAUGUACAGUCCAGCUAUAUCCACCACCAGAACCUUAUGAAAAAGUAAAAGACUUUGACAUUAUCGAUGCCAAAAUUGGUUCCAAAUUAGAAAUCUGCGGCUUUUUGGAUAUUGCCGAUAUAGCCAGUCCACCAAUUCUUUCACGACAUCUUGUCUUACCCUGCGUCAAAGACAAGCAUAAAGAAGAAUCAAAUGGUGAAACUAACAACAACAAAGAAUCCAAAGACGGCGAUGAAGAUGUUGUUUCCUCAACCACAGAUGAGGCAGGGAAAGCUGCAGCGGCAGCAGCAGCGGCUGCAGCUGCUGCAGAAGGAGGCAAAGCACCAUCUUUUAGUGUCUUGCUGCACGGAAGUUUGAAAGUGGAAGGCAUGAUUGCCCUUACUGAAGUAGGGGAAAACUGGUAUGGAAUGUUGUAUUCUUGGGCAGACAGCAAGAAAAAGUCAAAUCUGAUGUUGUCAUUGUUUGAACCUGGUGAAAAUAGCAUCUGCUGGCUUGGCAACAUUAAGCAGCUUGGACCAGUUAAUGAAUUUGGUGAGGAAUCUCCGUACGGUACCGACGAUAGUAAAACACCAUUUCCUAUUCGGCCGACAGAUAAGCGAAGUUAUGCCCAAAGCUGUGUUGUUUGGAUCAAAACAUCUGGUUUACAAGCUGACCUACAAAAAGUUCUGCGCCAUGCGAGAAAACUGCCAGAUAAACAGCAGCAAUUCUAUAAGGAGUUGAAUCGUCUGAGACGAGCUGCCCUUUCAUUUGGAUUCCUUGAGCUGCUUGAUGCAAUGGCAUUGAUGUUAGAGCGAGAGUGCACAUUGUUACCUGGCACUGCACAUCCUGAUGCUGCACUUCAGCUUUCUCAUGCAGCCAACAGCCUGCAGUCAGACAUGGCUAAAGAUGUCUCACAAGCUAUUGUACCUCUGCGCACUAACUUCAGCAAUGAUGAUUAAAAGAAACAAGACAGACAUAGAAGAGGAGUUACUGAACUAAAGUCAUCACUCAUCAUUUGAAGAUAAAU
Molecule: messenger RNA, 1841 nt
Organism: Octopus sinensis (East Asian common octopus)
Lineage: Eukaryota; Metazoa; Mollusca; Cephalopoda; Octopoda; Octopodidae
Product: integrator complex subunit 14
Exons: 10
Coding region: 154-1773 (539 amino acids)
Biological process (GO): snRNA 3'-end processing
Cellular component (GO): integrator complex
Source: RefSeq, a predicted model, not a curated record